Messenger RNA from [Torrubiella] hemipterigena, 7778 nucleotides. Lineage: Eukaryota; Fungi; Ascomycota; Sordariomycetes; Hypocreales; Clavicipitaceae. The record is from the annotation of a GenBank genome assembly.
CCGAAUGUUCUCCCGGCUUCUGUGGCCACCCAACUGCGACUCGCCCCAGGCGGGUAGGCACCCACGCCAAUGACGGAAUGCGGUGCAGUGCAGCCCUGCCUUUCUCAGCUAAGCAAAUCGGAGCUUGCAAACGCCACCACGACCACCCACGCCUUCGUCACUUCAUCCUUCGAUCACAAUCUGCUUUUGACGGCGUGCACUAUUCAAUCACUGACGGCAGCAUCACGGGAUAGCUUGCAUCAAUAAAUACACGAGAUACCCGUUUAAUCCAUCCGUCUACAAUACUCCUGCUGCGGGCUGCCCCUCCACACCCGAUUCAUCAUCACCAACACCGCCCGUCAUGUUGCUGCGCUUGCGCGGGCCAGACGGCAUGAUCCGUCUGACCGUAGAGUCUAGCACAACCUUUGGUCAGAUGGGUGAAAUGCUUCUAGAGCAUCUUCCCAAGACAGUCGAUCCCAAAACAAUAGCCAUGUCCAAUGCUCCCCAUGGUGGUGAUUCUAAGCGACUGGGAGACAUUAUCAACUUCAAGAUUGGCCAAAUUGGACUUAAGCACGGCGACCUCAUCUUUAUUAGCUACAAACACAAAUCCGAUUCCGGAGAUGGAGACAACGCCCCUACGACAACAUCUGCAAGACUAAAUGGAAAGCCAGUCCUCCCUGCCGAAGACCUCCCGAUCGACCCCCGCCCCGAGAGGAUAUCCAAGCCAUGGGAAGUUGUUAAGCAGUCUGCGUUGGACGACCGACUAGACAAGCUCGACGGCAAGAUCCCCAGACCCAAGGAUAGAAUGUGCCGACAUGGUCCCAAGGGCAUGUGCGACAACUGUCAGCCCAUGGACCCCUUUGACCCAGCCUAUCUCGCCGAGAAGAAGAUCAAGUACCAGUCAUUCCACUCCCAUCUCCGCAAAAUCAACGCCGCCACAAACCGACCCGAGCUAGGCAGCUCCUAUAUCCCUCCCUUAAAUGAAGCAUACUACAGAGUCAAGCGAGACUGUCCGUCUGGCCAUCCGCAGUGGCCAGAGGGUAUUUGCACAAAGUGUCAGCCAAGUGCCAUCACUUUGAACCCACAGCCAUUUCGUAUGGUGGACCAUGUCGAAUUCUCCUCGCCCGAUGUCAUUGACGGCUUUAUUAACACAUGGCGAAAGACGGGAUCUCAACGUCUAGGCUAUCUGUACGGCGCAUAUGCAGAGUACACUGAGGUUCCCCUCGGUGUCAAAGCCGUCGUAGAGGCUAUUUAUGAGCCUCCUCAGGUAGAUGAGAUUGACGGAAUUACUCUGAAUGCGUGGGAGAACCAAAAGGAUGUUGAUGCCGUGGCCAAGCUCUGUGGGCUAGAGCCCGUGGGCGUGAUCUGGACAGAUUUGCUCGACUCUGGCAAUGGAGACGGCUCCGUUGUGUGUAGGCGCCAUGCCGACUCAUACUUUCUUUCGUCGCUUGAGACUUGCUUUGCUGCCAGGCUUCAAGCGCAAUAUCCCAAGCCAACAAAAUGGAGCGACACUGGCCGAUUUGGCUCCAACUUUGUCACCUGCAUCAUUUCUGGAAACGAACAGGGCGAGAUUGCCAUCUCAGCAUACCAGGCCUCAAAUGACGCUGUCGAGAUGGUCCGCGCUGACAUUGUUGAGCCUUCAGCAGACCCCACACAGAUGCUUGUUCGUGAAGAAGAGGAAGAUGACGGUUCCACAAGCCGCACAAGAUAUAUCCCUGAAGUCUUCUACCGCCGAAAGAACGAGUACGGCGCCAAUGUGCAGGAAAAUGCCAAGCCGGCUUUCCCUAUUGAAUACCUUUUCGUCACCCUAACUCACGGCUUCCCGGCCGAUCCCAAGCCUGUCUUUACACAAACAGGAUUCCCUAUUGAGAACCGCGAAUACAUUGGUGAAAGCCAGGAGCCCUCUGCGCUUGCCAAGUCCCUCAAGUUGGCCCGGGGGCUCAAGCCCAGCAAAAACGGCGAGGAAGUCUCGAAUUUCCAUCUCCUAUGCUUUAUCCACCAAAUGAGCAUCUUGUCCAAAGACGAGGAGGCGCUGCUCUGCCGCGUUGCCAGCACACACGAUCUAUCCGACUCGUUCCAGCUGCGUUCCUCGGAGGGAUGGCAAAAUCUUCAAGCCAUUCUCCAAUCGACUGGCUAAACGAGCGCCAUGCGCCGCAUCGAUAAUACGUCACAUAUCGUCUUUCGUUUUACAUGGCCAUGUGUAGUUGGUCUUUUACUGCUAGUGAAAACAAUCUUAGGAGUUUGACGGCAUUUACGUCACAGGAAUAGCAGUCUAGGGGCAGAGUAGCUGCGGGUGAAGCAUCCGAAUAUUGAAUAAAUAAACAAAGAAAUUAUAAAAGAAACUAGCAAAUUCGCAUCCGUGGGGCAUUCCUUGAUCUCCCAUUUGCUUUUAGUGCGCCGCAAGGCUCCUGCAUCGAUCUGCAGCCUAUCGCAUUCCAUCUAACAUCCAUUGUUUUUCUUUUUUUAUAUUUUGAGAUUUAUUCCCGUAAGCCCAGGCUUAUCCAAAGCCAGAGACUUGGUGAUUAUACAGCAUUGCCUUUAUAGGGGCUUGCCGCCAAUGAAGUUGGACCAAGCCCUGACCUCAGCGGGGAUGCCUUCCUUUCGUGGGAGCUUCUCGUUCAUGCACUGGGCGAACAGGAUAGCAGUCUAUAGCGGUAGUUAGUAUACGAAACGUCAAAGGCAUAUUAGUGGAAUUCUUACCUGGGGCUCCAUGAACAGAGGCACGCCAAAGUCGACGGCGUUUCGACGCAUGACGUAGUCAACAUCAGCAGUAGUCUUGCCACGCUGAAGGGCAAGGUUGAAAACACCGCGGAUGUCGUACUUUUGGAAGACUUCACGGAGAGCACGCUUAUCAUCAGUAGGGAACUCAAUGACCUCGACGUUGACGUUGCCCUUGCAGCUAGACUCGAUGUGCUGCUUGACGUCGUUGCCAGCUGCGUACAGCUUGUAACCGAGAGGGGAGAGGUAGUCGACAACCUGGGUGAGCCAAGACUCGUUGACCUCACCACCAAAGAGGAGACCCUCGCCGGGCUCAGGCAUGCGGAAGUUCAUGGUCGACUGAAGCGAGGUCCAGUAGGCUUCGACGAGAUCCUUACCGAAGCAGGCGAUUUCACCAGUAGAGGCCAUCUCGACACCGAGGAAGGGGUCGGCACCGGCAAGACGAGUCCAGGAGAAUUGGGGAACCUUAGUAGCAACGUAGUCACGCUCAACCUUCAUGAGAUCGGUAGGGUCGGGAACCUGUUUGCCGACAAGCGCCUUGGUGGCAACGUCGAUGAAGUUGGUGCCGAGGACCUUGCUGACAAAGGGGAACGAUCGAGAAGCUCGCAAGUUGCACUCAAUGACCUUGAGCAGAGGCUCGCCGCCCUCGGGGUUCUCCGCCUUGAUAAUCUGCAUGUUGAAGGGGCCGGUGAUGUUCCAGGCCUUGGCGACACGCUUGGCAAUGUCCUUGCAGCGCUCCUUGACGGACUCCUCGAGGUUGACGGGGGGCAGAACAAGCGUGGCAUCACCAGAGUGAACACCAGCCUGCUCGACGUGCUCAGACACAGCGUGGACAAUCAGCUCACCCUUGGAGGCGACACCGUCGACAUCAAUCUCCUGAGCACCCUCAAUGAACUUGGUGAUGACAACAGGGUGGUCAGGCGAAACAUUGGCAGCAGCCUCAAGCUUGUCCUUGAGAUCCUCCUGGCUACGGAUGACAGUCAUAGCAGCACCAGACAAGACAUAGCUGGGUCGCACCAACACGGGGUAUCCAACCUCCUCAGCAAACUCCUCAGCCGCCUUGACCGAAGUCAGCUCCUUCCAUGCAGGCUGGUCAAUGCCAAUGCUGUCCAGAAUCUCCGAGAACUUCUGUCGGUCCUCAGCCUUGUCAAUAUCCAGCGGGUCGGUACCCAGCACCUUGGCCCCACCCGUCUCCUGCAGGCGCAGCGCAAUGUUCUGUGGCAGCUGGCCGCCCACUGACACCACCACGCCCGAUGCGCUCUCCAGCUCGUAAAUAUCCAUCACACGCUCGUAGCUCAACUCCUCGAAAUAUAGCUUAUCCGCCGAGUCGUAAUCAGUCGACAUCGUCUCCGGAUUAUAAUUGAUCAUGACAGUCUUCUCUCCCAUCUGGCGGAGGGCCUGGACGGCAGAGACGGCGCACCAGUCGAACUCGACGGAGGAGCCGAUACGGUAGACACCGCUGCCGAGGACAAUGGUGCCCUUGUCCUCGAAGGUGACAUCGUGGGAGGAGCCGUUGUAGGUGGUGUAGAGGUAGUUGGUGUCGGCGGGGAACUCGGCAGCGAGGGUGUCGAUACGCUUGACCCAGGGGCGGAUGUUGAAGCUGAGACGGACGGCGCGGACCUCGUCCUCGGUGGCCUUGACGGCGUUGGCGAUCUGGCGAUCAGAGAAACCAAGCUUCUUGGCCUUGAGGAUCUGGUCCUUCUUAAGGGCCUGGAGGCCGCCGGCGUUCUGGAGCUCGGUGGUGCAGUCGACAAUGUUCUGGAGCUUGUAGAGGAACCACUUGUCGAUCUUGGUGAGGUCGUGGACCUUGUCGACAGAGUAGUUUUCGUGAAGCAUGGCCUGGCCGACGGCGAGCCAUCGGCGGUCGGUGGGGUUCUGGAGCUCGUAGUCGAGGUCGUCAAACUUGUCGCCCUGGAAGCCGACGAAUCGGGGGUCCACCUGACGGAUGGCCUUUUGGAAGGACUCUUCAAAGGUACGGCCGAUGGCCAUGACCUCACCGACAGACUUCAUGGCACUGCCAAUGUCGCGCUUAACGUGCUGGAACUUGGCGAGAUCCCAUCGGGGCAUCUUGGUGACGAUGUAGUCGAGCGAGGGCUCAAAGUUGGCGGUGGUGGUCUUGGUCACGGCGUUGGGCAGCUCAGGCAAGCUGUGGCCGAGACCAAUUUUGGCGGCUGUGUAGGUUUUGGGGUAGCCGGUGGCCUUGGAGGCCAGGGCCGAGGAUCGGGAGAGACGGGCGUUGACCUCAAUGACACGGUAGUCGAGGCCGUCGGGCUGGAGCGCGUACUGAACGUUGCACUCGCCGACAACGCCAAGAUGUCGAACGAUCUUGAUGGCGGCGGAUCGGAGCAUGUGGUACUCCUCAUCGCUCAGGGUCUGACUGGGGGCAACGACAAUGGAGUCACCGGUAUGGAUGCCGAGAGGGUCAAAGUUCUCCAUGUUGCAGACUGUGAUACAGUUGUUGUUUGCGUCACGGACGACUUCGUACUCGAGCUCCUUCCAGCCCUUGAGGGACUUUUCGACGAGAAUUUGGGGCGAGAGCGUAAGCGAUCGCGCCGCCAUGUUUCUGAGCUCUUCUUCGUUGUUGGCGAAGCCGGAGCCGAGACCACCCAGAGCGUAGGCGGCACGGACAAUAAUUGGGUAGCCGACCUUUUCGGCGGCAUCGAGGGCCUCGUCAAUGGUCCCGACGGCAAUAGACUUGGCAAUGGGAAUGUUAAUCUCUUCAAGAGCCUUGGCGAACAGGUCACGAUCCUCGGAGAGCUCGAGGGUUCGGACACUGGUGCCGAGAACCUUGACACCGUACUUUUCCCAGAGGCCUAAUCGCUCCAUCUGCACACCCAAGUUGAGGGCAGUCUGUCCACCAAAAGAGAGGAAGACGCCAUCGGGCUUUUCUCGCUCAAUGACGUAGGAAACAUAUUCGGGGGUGACGGGAAGGUAGUAGACCUCGUCAGCAAGAGAGUGGUUGGUCUGGAUAGUGGCAAUGUUGGGGUUGAUGAGAACAGAGGCAACACCGGCCUCCUUCAGAGCCUUAAGAGCCUGGGCACCUGCGCGCGCUGUUAGUGACUGAUUGACAACGCAAAGCUAAAUAAAAAAAGUCAAUUGACUUACCAGAGUAAUCGAAUUCACCAGCCUGGCCAAUGGCAAGACCACCACUACCAAUGACGAGCACCUUUUUCACAUCUACGUGCUCCUUGGGCUUAAUGACACCGCUGUCAAGGUAGGCCUUGGGAUUGGGCGCUUCCUGGACGGCGGCGCUGUAAGAUCGGAGGAUUGUGACGGUGCCGAGUCGUUUCGACUGGUUGAGUCUAAGAGAUGGUCUGACGGAGGCAUUGAUGGCCGCGGAGGAGAAGGAUCUGGAGGAGAGGGACUGAGGAAUGCGGCGGCCAUGACGGAGCAGAGCCGGUGCUCUGCCCGCAAUGGUGGAGGAGAUGGCGAAAGGCAUGCCUACGACGGAGUUCGAGGGCUUUCUGUUUGUUCAACCGAUGAAAUAUCGGGAAUUGAGGCCUGUGAGGGCGCGGGGAGAAGAGAAAUCUCGUUGGGGCAGCACAAGGAGGUGAGUGUGUGCCAGCGAAAACAACCAAUGCCCAAUUCCAGUUGUUCUUUAAUUGAUAAAAGAACAAUGGGCAGAGAGGAAGCGAGGUGAGGAUGAAUUGACAGAGGGGAAAAGAAAAAAAUUGUGGCGCGAAACGGAUUAAAGCAAAAAUGGCGGAGAGCUUCAACCUGACCGGCUUUGGCUAGGAAGAGGAGGUGAGUGCGGCAGACUGGAGGAAAUCGGAGCAGAGUGACUCUUUGCCCAACGCGGGAAAAAGUUAAAGUGGGGCGCUGGAGAUGGAUCUGGAGAGGCAUUUGCAGUGGCAGCUGUCAGGACCCAGGGUCCGAGGCCGGUCGACGGAGGCUCACACAGUCACAGCGGCUUUUUGGGUGUGUUUGGCGGGCGCUCAGCGACCAUUCGAGGGGCCAUAUCCACUGUAACCCCCGACAUGCACCCAGACUUGGUAGGGCCGUGUGGGGACUCUGACCCAAGCUCGCCUGCAGGCUGCGCGCCAUUGGCUCCAGCGAUAGCAAACUGGGGAUUCUCGUCUGCCGGAUGGGGCCCGGGGGCUCGCUCGCUGCAUUCUGGUGCCGCUGUGCAGUGGUAGAUGCGGUGCUACAGGGGGGCUUGACUACUGUACUGACAAGGGUUGCGCCCGCGCCCCAUUCCCAGCAAUGCUUAGCGCAUCUCCUUAUCAAUGAGCGCCCACCGCGUCCGCUGUAAUAUUUUAAGUUGCCGGUGGUGGUCGACAAAAAAAAAGUUGGUCAAGGAAUUAUGGAGUGGGUGGGAUGGGGGCGUUUUCUCAUUACGUUUAGCCUGUGGCUUCCAGAAUAUCUCCCAACUAAGAAUGCAACAUGCAUGCUGCUGCGUAAUAAAAGAGCUUGCGUUGGCGGUCAGAUUUUGGCUUCUUGCUUUUGUCUGUUUCGUAGGCCAUGUAAGGAUGUGACAACCCUGCCAUUGGACCUCGUACUGUAGUUAGUAGGCCGGUUAAAUCAGAAAAAAUACACGACGUCUGUGGAAGAUUAUGCCGCAACAGCCGAUUCAUGAUGACCCUCAGUUGGGGGCCUUGAGGUCCCCAAUUGCGGGCUUUUUUCUCUAGCACAAUGGCUCGGCUUACUCGCGUGGGAAUAAUCAUCCGCUUCUUGGUCGAGACUGAGUCGGUUUAACAUUGGACGUUUACUAUUUUGUUCUGUGGCUGGCGAGAGUGUUGCGGAAGCACCGUACCGGCACACACCCUGUCGGCGACUACCCGAGAGGGCUAUAAGCAGCGUCAUUGCAGAUCUUUUAAUUUGGCUACAGAUAAAUUUUCUACAUAAGUUGGUUGGUUUGAGUAUUGUAGACUAUACAUGAAAUUCUUCCGUAUCCGUUUGAGUGUCGUAUUGGUUCCCAGUAUAUCUUUCUGAUGUUGUUAAGAUUGUAUUUCGUUUGUCCAACAUCUUGAGGCGAAAGAUUAUUUUCUAGACUUUACCAUGGCACAAAGAAUCGACCAAUUCAACUCGGGAGCAUUCAUUUUUCUAGUAGAAAAUCACACCAGAGAGGCAUAUACGCGGCC